Messenger RNA from Zingiber officinale, 1925 nucleotides. RefSeq lists its product as uncharacterized. The transcript is spliced from 2 exons. Bases 56 to 697 code for a protein of 213 amino acids. NCBI's taxonomy places the organism in Eukaryota, Viridiplantae, Streptophyta, Magnoliopsida, Zingiberales, Zingiberaceae. The record is from RefSeq and is a predicted model, not a curated record. Gene Ontology annotation, biological process: cell redox homeostasis.
UUAAUUAGCCCCUCGAUCAAUUGGAAGCAAAGGCGGUGGGUUGAGGUAGAAGGAGAUGGAGAUGAACACGACGGCGAGGAGCGCCGGAACGAUCGGCGGCGCUGGUCCAAGGCCAUCGCCUCCUCUCUUGUGCUGGAGGUGGAAGUGGCCAUGGGAUCCCAAUCCACCAAACCUUUCUCCUUGCGGCAACCUAGACGCUCCAUGGCUAUUCAAGUCCCUCCAUACCCUCUCCUCGUUCGCCCAAAAUCUUAUUCACCAAACUCAAACCUCCUUGACCUCCUCGACAGCUCCUAUUCCUGUAAGACCUGCAGCCUCUCGCGCAUGGAAUGAGCAAGGGGAGGCCGAGCACCGUGCCUUGGCCUUGGCGCUGGCGAGUGGGAAGGAAGCGACCGUGCUCGAGUUCUACUCCCCAAAGUGCCGCCUUUGCAACUCCCUUCUCGAUCUCGUACUCCGGAUUGAAGAGAAGAACUCAGACUGGGUGAGCUUCGUCCUAGCCGACGCGGAGAACGAGAUGUGGCUCCCUGAGCUCCUACAUUAUGACAUCAAAUAUGUUCCUUGCUUUGUUCUCCUGGAUAAGCAUGGACGAGCAUUAGCUAAGACAGGAGUUCCUACCAGCCGAUUACAUGUCAUAGCAGGUCUUUCACAUCUCUUAAAGAUGAAGAGGCCAAACCGAAAGAACGAAAAGAAGACACCUUAAAGAUGUCUGAAGCACUUUCUUAAUAGAGUAUGCUACGAGACAUCAUCUUUUGUUCCUUUUUUUAUAUUAAUUUUCAUAGUGGUGUUUGAACUGUUAUUUAUUUUUAUGAUUUUGGAUGUCAAUUUUUUUUCUUUUGUAGUUUAAGUGUUUAAUGACGACAACAUCAGUGAACUUCCUAAUGAAUUUUUUGCCUACAUUAUACUACCAAUGGUUGUUGGGUAUGGUUGAUUUAAAUCAGUCCACGUGUUUUUUUUUCUAGUUCAUUAUUGUUUAUUUUUAGGAGUUAAUUACGGGGAUACUUUAUUAAAAUGUAGUCCCAUUUGGAGUGGCUGAGUUUCUAGAUUGCACAAUUGAUAUUCUUUUGGUUUUGUUAUCUCUUUCGAAGGUAAAAGACAUAGAAAACAGGAAAGGCGUAGGUGUAAAAAAAUAAAUUUUUACAUACAUUAUUUGUAGGUAUAUUAUGUUGCCAAUGCAACAAUAACAAUGUCUAACUAAUAGAAUUUUUACUUAUUCUAACAAUUGACUUAUCCUAAUAAUAAUAAUUGUAGUAGUCGUAAUCAUGUUGGAUAAUUCCCUUUUAAUAUGCUUUGAGUGUAGUGUGCAUCAGCAUAGUGGUUUAGGGUUUUUAUGAAUCUGAUUUCAGGAAUCAAUCACCAAGUAGCGUUGUGUCCUUAGUUCUGAGUGUAAUGUUGAGAUUAGUAUGGAAGCACCAUGCGCAUUUUUAUCACUAAGGAAGUUCAAGUAUAUCUUGUAUUCACUUUUUUUUUAAAGAAAAGAUAAUGUUUGGAGUGGUAGACACAUACAAAUGCCAUUCUUGUUUUCCUCGUUUUUUUUUUCUAACAGGAUAUCUGAAGGAAGCAGAAGAUUAGCUGCAGAAUAACUCUUACGGAGCUGAGGAUUUACUUUCAGUUGUUGAAUGACCAAAAAUAGCAUGGCAGAAAGAGUAGCUGCAUGACUCUUGUGGAGAUCAGAAUCCAGAGUCAGGUGCUGAAUCCAUGAUAUUGUUCACUUCAAAGGGGUGCCUAAUCUCAAUCACGUCUGAAGCUUAACUAUAGUUAGUGCUUUUCUUAUAGUACGUAUAGUUGUGUCAAUACCAGUGUACUUAUUGUCUUUUGGUGAACAACAAAGUUGAAUGUAUUAUGUCUCCCUAUCACUUCAAAUGUUCUCAUGUACAGUGAAUAUUGUAAAUUAAAAUUAUAUUAAUUCUCAGAUGGUUAGUUCUAAUUCA